AUGCCACGGAAGAAGCUUGCCUCUGCAUCUGCGGAGACAGGAUCCACGUACAAUUCUGUAUGUGCCGCCCGUAGCACUGGCGAUUUCAACCAGAAAAAGCGUCUUAGAAGGAAGUUGCGUCGUCAGCUGCAACAAGACCGCGAUAACGAGUGGACGUCGAGAGCGAAGGAGUUUGAAAAGGCGUGGGAGGACAAGAACCCGCGGAAAGUCUAUGCUUUAUGA
Molecule: messenger RNA, 222 nt
Organism: Necator americanus (New World hookworm)
Lineage: Eukaryota; Metazoa; Nematoda; Chromadorea; Rhabditida; Ancylostomatidae
Exons: 1
Coding region: 1-222 (73 amino acids)
Source: RefSeq, a predicted model, not a curated record